CCUCGCACCUCUCAUCUCAACAGAAAAGUUCGUUGCCCCCAAAUUUUUCAAACCUCCAUUAAUUAAUAAAUAAGCCUAAUCCUCUUUUUUUAAUCUUAAUCAAAUUAUUUUAAUUAAGAAAAAGCUUUUAAGUGUCGUCCCCUCCGAAAAAGAGGAGGAAGCACAGAAACCUAAAAGCUUUCACCGUAUUAUUUUACCUCUCUCUCUCCUUUCCUUUUUCCUUUCAUGGCCAAAAUGGAACCAAUCAGCUUCUCUCUGGCCAUCAGAUCUUCUUGAAGCUGCGUUCUAGUUUCCUGAUUCUGAUUCUGCAACUUCUUCUUCUUCUUCUUUUAAUCUCCUUUCGGUUUUUGAAUUUCUCCGUCCGUGUAAAUCAAUUCGAGAGAGAGAGAGAAUGGCUCAAUCCUGCCUUAAAAUCGUUCGAAUCAACAAUCUCAGGAAUAGAGUGAACCGUCGGAUUUUGAUUCUCCGUCGAUUCACGCGGCUGCUAUGGAGCAGAAUCGUCGCUUGCGCUCCCGGGAAAUCACGGAGGUAUCUGUUGCUGACUCGCGCCACGCCGUCUCCGAACGUCUCUCGUCCUCAGCCUCCUCCGAUCCCCGCCGUGGAGGUCGGUGUUGAUGAUUUCGUACGCCACGCACCGGUUUACGACCACGAUAACAGCCACCGGAGAUCGGACUCUGAUCUGGUUUCUCUGAAGAUCAGCCUCUUGGGAGAUCCCGAAAUCGGAAAAACUAGCUUCCUGGCGAAAUAUGUUGGUGAAGAGAAAGACGUAGAAAUGAGAGAAUUGGAGAAAGGAAUCAAUUGUACGGACAAGACAUUAUCCAUGGGAGGCGCUCGCAUAUCCUACAGUAUCUGGGACUUAGAAGGAGCUGAGAAAUCACGGGAUCAAAUCCCCAUGGCUUGCAAAGACUCUGUAGCCAUUCUCUUCAUGUUUGAUUUAACCAGUCGUUGUACACUUAACAGUGUGAUUAGCUGGUAUCAAGAAGCUAGGAAGUCUAAUCAGACGGCGAUUCCAGUUAUGGUAGGAACUAAGUUUGAUGAGUUUAUUCAGCUUCCGAUUGAUCUGCAAUGGACAAUUGCUAGCCAGGCGAGAACAUACGCGAAGGCCCUAAACGCGACGCUCUUCUUCUCGAGUGCUUCAUACAACAUAAACGUAAAUAAGAUCUUCAAGUUUGUGACGGCGAAGCUCUUUGACUUACCAUGGACGGUGGAGAGAAAUCUCACCAUCGGAGAACCAAUCAUCGACUUCUAGCAUUUUCCGAAAACGUAUUUGUAGAUAUAUUUACAAAAAGGAAGCGAAUCCGAUGUUAGCGUUUUUUUUUUUCUCAUUCACCGCCUGCCCACCGCCGUGGGACUGAUCGGAGCACCGUUUCUAGCCGUCUUUAAAGCGAAAUGGAGAUAUGAGGCGGCGGAGAUUUCGCCCGCUUUCUUCAUUAUUAUCUGUUUCUUUUUGUAAAACAAACAGCAAAAAAGGAAAAAACAGAGAAAAAUGGUAUCGAGAGAAAAGUAGCAGGAAAAAAAAAGAGAGAAGGUGAAUUUUUUUUUUCUUAUUCUUUUUGUAAUUUUCCGCUUUCGAUCACCACUGGAGAAUUUUGGUUCCAGUAAAAUUUAAAUAGUAAAUACCAUUUCGCUUUUGAGUUUUAACCUGAAUUGAUAUCGAUUUUUACUCGCAUCUAUAGACUACAGAGUUUCAAGCUCAGAAAUUCUCAAAUUUGAACUAUAUAACAUGGAAAAAAUGGA
This is a messenger RNA of Thlaspi arvense, 1737 nucleotides long. The record is from the annotation of a GenBank genome assembly. Lineage: Eukaryota; Viridiplantae; Streptophyta; Magnoliopsida; Brassicales; Brassicaceae.